AGGGCUAAGGGAUCAGUACAUAACAUAGCUAAACUAGCUACUUUCAGCGAAUAUAGGUAUUGAGCUUGACCACAACACCUUCUCAUUGAGCAUGCCUCGUUAUGCGCAGCUUGUGAUGGGCCCGGCGGGGAGCGGCAAGAGUACCUACUGCUCCACCAUGAUCGAGCACUUGGCCGCCAUGAACCGCUCAGCCCAUGUAGUCAAUCUGGACCCGGCAGCUGAGCACUUUGACUACACCGUCAUGGCAGACAUCCGUGAGCUCAUCUCGGUGGAAGAUGUAAUGGAGGACCCUUCUCUCAGAUUUGGCCCGAACGGAGGCCUGGUCUUCUGCAUGGAGUACUUCGCCAACAACUUUGACUGGCUGGAUGAAAGCCUGGGUCAUGUAGAGGAUGACUACAUAUUGUUCGAUUGCCCAGGUCAGAUUGAACUUUAUACACACCUCCCUGUAAUGAAGCAGCUGGUGGACCAGCUCCAGCAGCGGGAGUUUCGGGUGUGUGGGGUCUUUCUGGUAGACUCCCAGUUCAUGGUGGAGUCUUUUAAGUUCCUCUCAGGAGUCAUGGCCGCCCUGAGUGCCAUGGUGUUAUUAGAGAUCCCUCAAAUAAGCAUCAUGACAAAAAUGGACCUGCUCAGCCCCAAAUCCAAGAAGGAGAUUGAGAAGUACCUGGACCCAGAUAUGUACUCAAUGAUGGAAGAUAGCAUAGAUAACAACAGAAGCGCAAAGUUCAAGAAACUGACUCAAGCCAUCUGUGGUCUGGUUGAUGACUACAGUAUGGUGAGAUUCCUGCCUUUUGACCGGACAGAUGAGGAAGGUAUGAACAUAGUACUGCAAAAUAUUGACUUCUGUAUACAGUAUGGAGAGGACCUGGAAUUUAAGGAGCCAAAGGAGGUUGAUGAAGAGUCUGCUGACCUAAAUUAUGAUGAGGCGUUUCAAUAGAAAGUGGACAGCUGAGGAGUCGAGUAACUCCAGGACUAGUUUGAGGAUAACAAAGAACCAGGAUUCCCUAUAUCAACCCUAGAUGGAGAAUAUCAUGAAACUGCAAGAACAACAAGAAAGGGGCAUGUGUGGAGUAAAGAAGACAGAAGAUCACAAAUACCACAUAUCAUUUUUGUUCCUGUUCUUUUGAAGAUUUAAGGGGAUUUUAAAUCAUUCAUGUUUCAUUAUUUCAGAGCCAUGUUUUUUUUGUAAAUGCAUGUAUUAAUGCUAUAUUUUAAAAAUAAAAUAUGACAAAAUAUUCAA
Messenger RNA from Pseudoliparis swirei, 1237 nucleotides. It is a transcript of the gene gpn3, whose product is annotated as GPN-loop GTPase 3. The transcript is spliced from 8 exons. The record is from RefSeq and is a predicted model, not a curated record. Gene Ontology annotation, molecular function: GTPase activity. Lineage: Eukaryota; Metazoa; Chordata; Actinopteri; Perciformes; Liparidae. The coding region runs from base 92 to 934 and encodes 280 amino acids.